AUGACCUUCAACACCACUAGGGAUGGCCUUAGGCAGUUCACUAUCCAGAGUAGUCAUCGAUACCAAGAUGAUUGGCUCCAGCUCCGCGAAGAUGAUGAGUACCAUGGUAUCCUCCACGAGUUCCCUGAGUCUGGCCCUUGUGCCUAUCGUGGUAAUCUCGAGUUCGCGAUGCGAUGCGAUGUGAAAGCCGAACGACUCUAUUGA
Perkinsus marinus ATCC 50983 is the source of this 204-nucleotide messenger RNA. RefSeq lists its product as hypothetical. NCBI's taxonomy places the organism in Eukaryota, Perkinsozoa, Perkinsida, Perkinsidae. The coding region runs from base 1 to 204 and encodes 67 amino acids. The record is from RefSeq and is a predicted model, not a curated record. The transcript has a single exon.